ACUCCCCGGGCCGGAUGGGCGCCCGGGCCGGCGGCGGCGGCGCCCAUGGACGCUAACCGGCCGGGCGCGUUCGUGCUGAGCAGCGCGCCGCUGGCCGCGCUGCACAACAUGGCCGAGAUGAAGACGUCGCUGUUCCCGUACGCGCUGCAGGGCCCGGCCGGCUUCAAGGCGCCCGCGCUGGGCGGCCUGGGCGCGCAGCUGCCGCUCGGCACCCCGCACGGCAUCAGCGACAUCCUGGGGCGGCCCGUGGGCGCGGCGGGCGGCGGCCUCCUGGGCGGCCUGCCCCGUCUCAACGGGCUCGCGUCGUCGGCCGGCGUCUACUUCGGGCCCGCGGCCGCCGUGGCGCGCGGCUACCCGAAGCCGCUGGCCGAGCUGCCGGGGCGCCCGCCCAUCUUCUGGCCCGGGGUGGUGCCGGGCUCGCCCUGGAGGGACCCCCGCCUGGCCGGCCCGGCCCCGGCCGGCGCGGCCCUGGACAAGGACGGCAAGAAGAAGCACUCGCGCCCCACCUUCUCGGGCCAGCAGAUCUUCGCGCUGGAGAAGACCUUCGAGCAGACCAAGUACCUGGCGGGCCCGGAGCGCGCGCGCCUCGCCUACUCGCUGGGCAUGACCGAGAGCCAGGUCAAGGUGUGGUUCCAGAACCGCCGCACCAAGUGGCGCAAGCGGCACGCGGCGGAGAUGGCGUCGGCCAAGAAGAAGCAGGACUCGGACGCCGAGAAGCUGAAGGGGGGCGGCUCGGACGCGGAGGACGACGACGAGUACAACCGGCCCCUGGACCCCAACUCGGACGACGAGAAGAUCACGCGGCUGCUCAAGAAGCACAAACCCUCGAACUUGGCGCUGGUCAGCCCGUGCGGCGGCGGCGGCGGCGCGGACGCCUCGUGAGCCGGACGUGUGUCUAUAUUUCUACGGAAUAAGUUGUGAGGCGGCGCGGCCCGGGCGCUCCACUUUGUAUCGUCAAUAAAUUAUUUAACACGU
Molecule: messenger RNA, 975 nt
Organism: Hipposideros armiger (great roundleaf bat)
Lineage: Eukaryota; Metazoa; Chordata; Mammalia; Chiroptera; Hipposideridae
Gene: NKX6-2
Product: NK6 homeobox 2
Exons: 3
Coding region: 46-882 (278 amino acids)
Biological process (GO): cell differentiation; regulation of transcription by RNA polymerase II
Cellular component (GO): nucleus
Molecular function (GO): RNA polymerase II cis-regulatory region sequence-specific DNA binding; DNA-binding transcription factor activity, RNA polymerase II-specific
Source: RefSeq, a predicted model, not a curated record